Rubroshorea leprosula is the source of this 3390-nucleotide messenger RNA. The record is from the annotation of a GenBank genome assembly. Lineage: Eukaryota; Viridiplantae; Streptophyta; Magnoliopsida; Malvales; Dipterocarpaceae.
CACCAAAACGAUUAAAACUCAUGAGGGCGAAAUUUAGAGUUCAAUGCGGAAUCUGUACCAAUUUGGAGUGCUAAAGAAAUGCAGCACCGUGACACCAUUUGUCACAAUUUUAGGCACCUGGGAACUUCUGCGGUUUGCGACGAACACUGCGGCUGCCCUUCUCCUUGUUGCCCCUGGCUGUAUUGCUUGCAGGUGCGCUACGUACGGAAAAUACGGCCGAUGCAGAUGGACAUAUGCAGGCGAUGCAGCUGCGGAGAGUUCCUGCUCCAAUGCAGUAACUGCGGAGAGGAGCCUUAAUGAGAUCUGGAUUGGGACGUAUAAGGUACGAGUAAAACUUGCUGAAGACAGGUAUAGAAGAAAGAUAGGAUAUUGGAAAGCCUCUGUUGCAAACAAUGGCAAAGGGAAGGUGAGUAAUUUAGGCAGAUUGGUCCAACCGGGACAGUCCUAUGCUCAGGCUGUGGGUGUGGGAAAUAGAGCACAGGCAGAUGGGAGUAAUGCUCGCGAAAGAUCAGUCAGUGAAAAGGCAAAGGAGGAGUUGGUGGAUAAUGGAGAUAAGGCGGUAAGCCAGCAUGUGGACGAGACGGUGGGUCCUGAUGAUAGGAAUGCUGGUGCAGGACGAUUGGCAAAUGAGAACGAAGUACCAGUAAAGGGGCAGCUUAUUGAAUUUACCCCAGUACAGGAGGAGGUCCAGUGGCUAGAAGGGAGCAUGGUGGUUGUAGUGAAGGCAUUGGAAGACAUAACAGAUAUUCAGGACAGAAUGGAGGUAGAUGGUGGGUCGAUUAGCUUGCUACCAUUAGGAGGAAGACAAUUUUUGCUAGUUGAGCGUGUUCAAGGAUUCCUUUCAGAGUUUAGACAACACAAUAUGGACUUGUUUGAUCUGUGGUUUGAAUCAAUACAGCCAUGGACAGAGGCACCCUCAUCAAAUGGGCGAUUGAUCUGGUUACACAUUACCGGGGUCCCGCUGAAGGCCUGGAGUGUUAGAUGCUUUGAGAAGAUUGGUGAAUCAGUGGGGGAGGUGAUACGGCUCCAUGAAGACACGAGGAACAGAGCGAUACUGUCAGAGGGCAGAGUUCUAGUUGUAAGUCCAGAGGUUGGUAAGAUAUCAAAGUCCAUUACUUUAAAGGUGAAUGAACAACAAUUUGAGGUGGGAGUGGUUGAGGAAGAAUGGCGAACGGAUCCUGAUUGGUGGCUGUCGGACUGUGACCGGCGGCGCGAGGUGGUCUCGGAAACGGAAUAUUCGGCAAGCCAAAGCAGUGAUGCGAAUCAUGACUGGAUUAAUGCUGAGAUUUACGGAAUUGAGAGGGAUAGUUUUGAUGAUAUGCAAUCAAGGAAGGAAGGGUGUAACGCCGAGAUUCACGGCGGUGAGGUUGAUAGUAUUGAUGAUACGCAGUCCAGAACAGAAGGUUUUUUGAAUCUAAAAGAAGUGAGCGAAAACGAGGGAGAAAACCGUUGCAAUUUGAAAGGCAUGCUCAGGGCUCGGGUCAGUGAUGGUAACGGGUCACAUAUGGGUAUUGGGCCGGUGGUGGAGAAGCAAGGUGGGCUGGAGGAGUGCGAUGGGCUUGGAUCUAAAUCAAAUGGCACGGGUGGGUGCAGUAUAGGGAUUAAGUCAAACACUGAGAUUGGAAGCCAGCUAGCUGCUGUCCGUGAGGUGGGUAAAAAGGAAUUAACGGGUAAAACGCACAAGAAAUUAGAGGAAUGCUACCCGAACAAGCUACAAGAAAUCUGCACGAAUCAAGGGUCUUUGGUGACCGCCAGAACGAAGUAUCGACAAGGCAGACGAGGGGUGGUUCGAAAGGCUGAAUCGGAGACGAAGGAGCGGGUUGGCAGUGUCUCUAUCUCAGAUGGCUGUAUUGCGAACAGGAACCAGGUAAUUCGAAAAGAUUUGCUUUUGCAUGAGGUGAGGAAAAUAAUUAGAGUGGGGAAAGAGCUAGGUAUUGAACUUCAAGAUAAUGAAGAGGAGGUUGAGUCUAGGUUGUUAGUGUUGGAAGAAAGGGAUGAGGAGAAGGGGCGAGAGGAAACUAAGUUAGAGGAAGCAGAUGGUAGUCUUUGUAGAACGUUGUGGUAUUCAGAAGGCUUCGAUUGGGUCAUGAAGGGGUCAACAGGAGCUUCGGGAGGGGAAUGGGGUGUGAAGAAACUAAACUGUUCUUUUGUCAAUGUGUAUGCUCCGAAUGACAGAAGGAAGAAGGUGGAGAUGGGAAAAGGUUUACGACAAGGGGAUCCGCUAUCUCCGUUCCUUUUCUUGAUGAUUGGUGAAGGGUUACAUGGUCUGGUCAGUAAGGCAGAAACAGUAGGUAUGUUUCAUGGGAUCCCAAUUGGUACAAGGGGGUUGGAGGUGUCUUUACUCCAAUUUGCUGACGAUACAGUCAUUAUGGGAAGAGCUGAGAGUUCGAAUAUUUUUAUGGUGAAAUCUAUUUUGCGGUGGUUUGAGUUAAUGUCUGGACUGAAGAUUAAUUUUAGUAAAAGUAAUGUUUGUGGAUUUAAUGUGUUGGAGAGGUGGUUGAGAGGGGCAUCAAGAGUUUGGCAGUGUGGAGUUGGAAAAACACCUUUCACUUACUUAGGAAUGCCAGUUGGAGGUAAACCAGGGAGCAAGGAGUUUUGGGUUCCGGUUGUUAACAAGUUUCGUGCCAAGCUUGCUGUCUGGAAAUCCACUAUGUUGUCCGUUGGAGGCCGCAUUACUCUGCUCAACUCGAGGGGUUUUUUGUGGGGUGGGGCAGAAAUGAAGAGGAAGAUACCAUGGGUUAAUUGGGAGCUAGUUUGUUGUAGUAAGAUGAAGGGUGGUCUAGGAGUGCCGGAUCUACGUAGGAGAAAUUGGGCUGUACUUGGGAAAUGGUGGGCUAGAUUGGGUGAUGAAGGGGAGAAUUUAUGGCAACAGGUGGUUAGGGAGAAGUAUUAUGGAGGUAGGAAGGAGGUAGAUAUUACUGGAGUAGAAAGUGGACGAAUGUUUAAGAUUUGGAGUGAUGUUGUUAAAAUAGGAGGGAUGGCUGUGGGUUUAAGGAAUUUGUUGGUAAAUGGUUUUAAAUGGGAGGUAGGAGAUGGUAAACGAGUGGGGUUUUGGAGAACGAUCUGGGUUGGGGAUAAAUCGUUGCGGGAUUUAUUUCCUCGAUUAUAUGAGUUGGCUGUUAAGAAGGAGGGUCUAGUUAGUGAGAUGGGUGACUGGGAGGACGAUAGGUGGCGGUGGAACAUGGAGUGGAGACGGGAAAGGAAGGGUAGAGUGAGGGAUGAAGAAGAGGGCUUAUGGGAGCUGUUAGAGAGUGUCCAGUUGAAGAAAGACGAGGAGGACCACUGGUGGUGGAUACAUGGACCAGAUGGACAGUAUGUGGUGAAAACAGCUUAUGAGGCUUUGGCGCCUAUUAUGUCUUGAUAGACUCCCAACAAAGGUGAAUCUACAAA